Poeciliopsis prolifica (blackstripe livebearer) is the source of this 6044-nucleotide messenger RNA. RefSeq names its product calcitonin receptor-like a (gene calcrla). The record is from RefSeq and is a predicted model, not a curated record. The transcript is spliced from 13 exons. Gene Ontology annotation, cellular component: plasma membrane. NCBI's taxonomy places the organism in Eukaryota, Metazoa, Chordata, Actinopteri, Cyprinodontiformes, Poeciliidae. Bases 420 to 1856 code for a protein of 478 amino acids. Gene Ontology annotation, molecular function: calcitonin gene-related peptide receptor activity; calcitonin receptor activity; adrenomedullin receptor activity. Gene Ontology annotation, biological process: angiogenesis; cell surface receptor signaling pathway; adenylate cyclase-activating G protein-coupled receptor signaling pathway.
UGCUAGCACCCAACAGGAUCUGCAGUCAUCUGCUCUUCAGGAGGUUUAUAUGUUUAUGCCAUAUUGUUGGAGAAAAAGUUUGUAUUAAUUGCAGAUUUUAUUCAGUUUCAGUUUCAUGCAUAUAGUUUGGUAGGCUCAGUUUGAUGGAACAUUUAUGAUAUUUUUAGACCCUGUGAUUUUCUUUCUCCUUCACCUCCCAGCCUGUGGGGGCGCUGUACCACUGGAGCAAAUGACACAAAAAUCUCCAAAGAAGACCGAGUGAAACUUCCUACUUCACAAAAUGCAAACAAACCUGGAGUCAGAUUUCAGCAGUUGGAGGAUUUCUCUUUCGUCUUUGACUGAAGACUCAGGAUGCAGAUUUUCCACCAUUUUGGUUUUUGUCUGCAGAACCCGAAGCUGUUGAAUCAUCGUUACCUGACAUGGCGGAGAGGAAAUUCGACGGCUUCAGAUGGUGCUGGACGGUCGCACUCAUUCUUCUGUGCAACCUAACAACAUUCCUGGUGAGGGCCAGCAUGGAAGUGAAUAAAAGCCAGCAGCAGCAUCCCAACAAUGUCUACCACGACUUUGGGAUCACCAGGAACAAGAUUGUCACGGCGCAGUUCGAGUGCUACCAGAAGAUUAUGAAGGACAACACAAACGGCCGACAUGAGCCCAUGUGUAACCGGACCUGGGAUGGAUGGCUGUGCUGGGACGACACUCAAGCCGGAGUCACGUCGGAGCAGCACUGCCCCGACUACUUCCAGGAUUUCGAUCCUUCUGAAAUGGUGACAAAGAUUUGCACCGACAGCGGUCAGUGGUUUGUUCACCCUGAGAGCAACCGGACGUGGACUAACUACACGCGCUGCAACGAACACACCAACGAAGGAAUCGUGACUGCAAUGAAUCAUUUCUACCUGACGCUCAUUGGACAUGGACUCUCCCUGGUCUCUCUCUUCAUCUCACUGGCCAUUUUCUUCCAUUUCAAAAGUCUGAGUUGCCAGAGGAUUACGCUUCACAAGAACCUUUUCUUCUCUUUUGUUCUGAACUCUGUCAUCACUAUCAUUUGGCUAACUGCAGUGGCUAACAACCGGGAGCUGGUGCAAAGAAAUCCAAUGAGCUGCAAAGUGUCCCAGUUUAUCCACCUUUACCUGUUUGGCUGUAAUUACUUCUGGAUGCUGUGUGAAGGGAUUUACCUUCACACGCUCAUCGUGGUGGCCGUGUUCGCCGAGAAGCAGCACCUCAUGUGGUAUUACCUGCUUGGCUGGGGCUUUCCUCUGAUUCCUGCGUCCAUCCACGCCGUCGCUCGGAGUUACUACUACAACGAUAACUGCUGGAUCAGCUCCAAAACGUCGCUGCUCUACAUCAUCCACGGCCCCAUAUGCGCAGCUCUGCUGGUCAACCUGUUCUUCCUGCUGAACAUCGUCCGGGUUCUGAUCACCAAGCUGAAGGUGACGCACCAGGCCGAGUCCAGCCUGUACAUGAAGGCGGUCCGAGCCACGCUCAUCCUGGUUCCUCUGCUGGGGAUCGAGUUCGUCCUGCUGCCCUACAAACCCGAAGGACGCGUCUCCUCCGAAAUAUACGACUACAUCAUGCACAUCCUGAUGCACUACCAGGGUCUGCUGGUGGCAACCAUCUUCUGCUUCUUCAACGGAGAGGUCCAGGCGGUUCUGAGGCGGCACUGGAACCAGCACCACAUCCAGUUCGGCAGCAGCAUCGGGAACCACUCGGACGCGCUGCGCUCGGCCUCCUACACGGCGUCCUCCAUCAUCGAGGUGCAGGGCUGCUACUCCAUCGACGGCCACACGGAGCACAUGAACGGGAAGAGCUUCCAGGACGCCGACGUCGCCGUCCUGAAGGCGGACAGCACCUUCGCCUGACGCCCGGCGCUGCCGAGCGGCGAACCGGCCGCGGGAACGCUCGCUCGCCCGGGCGAGGUGAGCGCGGCGCCGCGCCUCCGAUUGGACGCCGUCACGUUGUCUUAGCGACUGCUGGUUCACUGCGUGACUGAAGCCGGUCGGUUUCACUGUAAAAACACAAACUGCCAAAUCCAACCGUCCGUUUCUGGAGAAACGUGGAUUCCAGUCCAACGAAGCGCCGCCGCCGUCGUGUUUCUGUCAGAACCGCUGCAGAUGGAGAAAAGGAACACGCGUCUGGAAAAGAAAGAAAAAUACAUUUUGAGACUUUUUGGAAAAAAUAAGAAAAUUCCCUCAAAACGUUUGAAAUUUGCAAAGAAAAAAAAAGUUGAAAAAUUUUGAUUUUACAAGUUCAGAAAAUUUCCAGGUUCAUCUCAAAGUUUGAGAUUUUUUUCUCAAAUUGUUGAUAUUUUCAUGAUUCUUCUAGAAAAUGAAUCAGUUUGAGUUUUUUUCAGACAUGCUCUCCGUUACUUCCUGAUCCGCUGUCGUUCGCUUCCAUUGAUCCGACGCAGUAUUGAUUACGGAUUCUGCCUCGACGGCCGGGAGGAAACGUCACAUUCCCUUUUCUCGGACUGAGCGAACACCGACGCCGUUUCGGGUCGAAGCUUCAGAUUGUCGGCUGGAAAAGUGAAAUUAUGGAAACAUUCUCCUCUUUCAAAGAUUUUAUCUCAGAAGUGCAAAAAUGUCCUCGAUGUUGAGAGAAAUGUACAGACUGAGGGAGAAACUAAGAACACCCCUUGAUUUAAUAUCAGCUCAACGUCGAUUCGACCUUCUGCAAAAUCCUGUCUCCCCUUCGUUCUCGUCAGCUAGUGGGUUUUCAACGCAGGUUCAGGAUGUGUUGGUAUAUAAGCUAAUUAAUUCAGGGCCAUUUGGAAUUGUGCACAACUUUUAUGGAGUUCAAUUGGAGCCAAAAAAUUUAAAAAAUAUAUAUUUUUAAAGUUUUUAAUAGGAAAAAAAUAUUGGAAAAAGAUUUGAGAGGGUACAAAAAAGUUAAAAAAUAUGGAACUAAAAUAAUGCAGAUGCUUCUAUGGAGCUAAAGUGUGAGGCUUAAAGUUUUAAUGGAAAUAAAAAAUUGAAGCUGAAAAAAUAGUUUUGAAACUGGAAAGAAGAUCUAAAACUGAAAACUAUUUUUUUUUAACGGCAAAAAAAGAUUUGAGAGCAAAUAGAGUUGGUCUGAUAUGGAGCUAAAAUGGUGCCGAGACACUUUUCGUUGAUGUGACAUUUGGAAUUCUAAUUUUUUCAAAUUAAAAUUAAAUGUUCAAUUUCAAAAAGAUUUUUAUUAAAAAUUAGUUUUCAGUACUAAAUCUUUUUUUUUAAUUUUUUAUUUAAUUUUGUUUAUUGUAAGAAUUUCAGUUAAAAAUUUAUUAUUUUUCAGUUUCAAAUCUUUUUUUUUUUUCAAUAAUUUUUUUUUUUUCAUUUUAUUCUGAUCAAAUUUUGCGCCAUACAACUUUGAACUUUUGUGAACAAAAACACCAAAACGAUAAAAGCUCCAGCAUCAUUUAGAGCAGCAAACGUUUUGUUGCUUUUUUGCAGUAAAUAUUUGGUUUUGGCCCCAGAAUCAGGAGAAAACUCGGUAAAUGUUUCCUGUACGGCGAACUGAACGUGUCUGAACAGCUUCUUUUGUUAAAAAUGUCAUUUUAAGGCCAGUAUGGGUUCAUUAUUACUGCAGAAAUAUAUAGUUUUUAGUAUUUCUUUGAAGACACAGCAUGGAAAAAUUUGAUAAAAUUACAGAUUUAAUCACACCAAAGAGAAGAAAUAUUAAACAUGCACAAAGAUUAUUUUUUCAUAUUUGUUCCUUCUGAGAAUAACCAUUAUUUUAAAGUAUAUUUUUGAUUUAUUUAAUCUCCUUUAGCUUGUUUUUUGAGUGUAGAUCAGACGUUUUCAGUUGAAGAUGAUGAAGAUUGCACUUCUCCUCCGUCGACGGCGCGCUUUCCACUGGAUCCAUCGGAUCCGUAACGCUGGAACGUUUCAGCUGCUGUAAAUAAUUUUGUACAUCCAGCCAGUUUUCCGAGUGAACAUGCCAGAGAAUGCCUGCAUGAUUUGUCUAGGCCGUAUUUCUGUAAAUUCAAAAGCGCGGAGCCAGAGGGCGACGCCCGUCUCCGCCCGCCCCUUGGACCUAUCAACAUGGCCGUGGCCUCUCCAUUGUGCCUGCCCGAGAGCGCGAAGCUCUCACCUUUCAACAGAGCCGCCGCCGGUUGUUUGUUCAUCGAAUGUCUCCACUUCCUGUCUUUGACCGGGCUGUGAGGUCACCGCUGGGUUUCAGAUGACGAGGCGCCGGCGGCACCAGAUGGAGGGCAGGAAGUGAACGCAGCCCAGUUAUUUCUGUUGGUCAGCAUCAAGAUGUCUAAAGUCUGAGUCCUGUGCAGUUGUUCCAACCGUCCUAAUGGAGAGGAUUAUGUUCGUGCUUCAAAGGUAAUUGGUCACAACAAGGGAGUUGGGUUUAAAAACCAGCAUGGAGGUUUCUGCAGAUCGGGGCGAAUCGUUGACCUGCACCGAUUUGCAACGUCUCCACAUUGACAUGCAACUCCAGCAAUGAUUUGGGUUAACAGAACCAAAUACGGAUCGUGUUUCUCCGAGACGCCUCGUCUGCUCCAGCCCGUUUAGGGCUUUAGCGACUCGCUGUGAUCCAUUUGAUCGGAACCAGAUAAAAUCUCUUCCGGACCUCCAUCUGAAUUCUGCGGGUCGCGUGUCUGAAACCCAGCAACAGAAAUACUACAAAUGUUUUGUUUGUGACAAAAGAAAAGAAAGUACCUCCUCAUUCAACCCGACCUGUUGUUUUGGUGCUGAUCAGUUUCUGCAUGGAGGGAUGAAGGGUGCACUUACUUUUUUAUUCUUGCUUCAUGGAAUAAAAACUGUUUAGGAUCUGUCUUGCAUGUUUUUUUCCCUUUCUUACAAAAACACAAAAUCUUACCAAGUAAUUUUUGGUCUAAUUCAAGAAUGUCCAAAGUGUGGCGCGUGGGCCGUAUGUGGCCCCUUCUACUGACUCUGUGUGGCCCCCCAACCACAAAUCAAAUGCUGGCCAAAAAUUUGGUUUGUUUUUAAUUUUUGCAAAAUGAUGAAAACAUCUGAUGUAAUGACUUUAACUAGGCACCAAAAGUAAUCAGGAAGUGACUUUGAUGCCUUUAAACAGGCAAACGUGCAAAAUCCAUUUAAAUGUUUAACUAGAGCUAAUGUUGUUAGCUCCAGCUAAUGGCAUUCAUGCCUGCCAAUCGUGUUAACGCCUGCUAACGGUGUUAGCAGGCAUUAAUGUUGUUAGCUCUAGCUAUUGGUGUUAGCUCCUGUUAAUGUUGUUAGCUCUAGCUAAUGGUGUUAGCUCCUGUUAAUGUUGUUAGCUCUAGCUAUUGGUGUUAGCUCCUGUUAAUGUUGUUAGCUCUAGCUAAUGGUGUUAGCUCCUGUUAAUGUUGUUAGCUCUAGCUAAUGGUGUUAGCUCCUGUUAAUUGUGAACUAGAAACUAAAAGGUAAAAUUUAUUUAUUUUUCCAUCUUGGCUGUUUUUGUGUCUGCUAAUGGAAUUUUGAUAUAAACGUCGUUGACGGUCCUGUUAGCGUUGGAAUGUGUCGGUCUCUGCAGUGAACUCAUGAACUGCGGUGAAGCCAAAGCGUUUUGGCAACAUGUUGCGAGUUUCUCUGUAUUUAUGUGAAUCGUUUUCGUUUGUUUGACGUCUCAGUGAUUCUUCUGUGAACCACUGAGGACGACGUCUGCAGUCCGUACUGUAACUAACUCUGAUUGACUCCACUGCUGUUUGAAUGUUUGGUUUUUAUUCCUUGGAUGUGAAGAACAUGCAUAUAUAUAUAUACAUAUAUCUAUAUUUACAUGUCAAUGUUUCUCUUUUUAAUAUGUGGGUGAACUAGACAAUGUUGCUCUCUUGUGUGUAUCUGCAAACUAAACCAGUUUAGUGCAGCACAGCCUGAGUUUGUUGUUUCUUUAUUGGCAUUUCCUGAAAAGACAAAGAGCUUCUGGCAGCGCGAGCAGCGGCUCAGUCAGGAAGUUUCUUUUAGACGCGAGACGCUUUAAAGAGGCUGCAGACGUUAAACGAGUGUGAUGUGAUUUAUGUUUCCUCAGACAACGCAGAGAAAUGAUGCUAAAUAUGUGCAGAUGACACAAAGACUCACUGAGGAAGCAAAGCCAAUAAAACGGUUUCAUUAACAAUUUCA